AUGAGUCCUGGACGCUCGGAGCAGAACCGGUCUUCCAUCCGCGGCCGCGCCCGCGCACCGCGCCCCGCGCACCGCGGCGAGUUGGAGCAGCUAGUGGAGGACCCCAGCGAGCUGUAUACCGAUCGAGAGCAGUUUGAAGGGACUUAUUACCACGAGCUAGCGACCGCACGGGAGUUGUUGGAGCGACAUCGUAGUCAGCGGGCUAAGGAGUACGCUGGCGCCAGGUCUGAGCAAACGGGCAUAGAUCUUACUCCAUUUUGGGAGCUUGACACAAUACCUUCAAAACAUAAUCUCACUGUAGACGAAAAUACAUGUGAACAAACCUUUACCACUACAACAAAACGCGAUGAAGAGGGACGCUUUGUAGUCACUUUGCCGUUGAAGGAGUCACCAGACGUAUUGGGAAGCUCUUUCGAACUGGCUAGACGCAGGUUCCUUUCCUUAGAGCGAAAGUUUGAUAGGGACCCUUUAUUUAGAGAGCGGUACAGUGAGUUUAUGACUGAAUAUGAAACCUUAGGUCACAUGAGCGGAAGUUUUCAUGACCCUUCGCGACCAUCAUACUUUCUACCACACCAUGGAAUUUUGAGGGAAUCUAGCACAACUACCAAGCUGCGGGCGGUCUUUGACGCGUCUGCUGCCACCACGUCUGGAAAGUCCCUAAACGACAUCCAGUUAGUAGGUCCUAGAAUUCAAGAUGAUUUAUUCUCUAUCCUACUUAGAUUCCGGCAACAUAGGUAUGUAGUGUCUGCGGACAUAGAGAAAAUGUACCGACAAAUCCUUGUUGACGAGGAUCAACGGUCUCUUCAAAAGAUUCUUUGGCGAUCUAACCCCUCGCAACCCAUAAAAAUUUACACACUUAAUACUGUGACUUAUGGUACAGCGUCGGCUCCUUAUCUUAGCACACGCUGUCUUCUCCAAUUGGCGCAGGAAUCUUCAGACAAGCAAACUCAAGAUGCAAUAUCUAAAGACUUUUACGUAGAUGACUUCCUGUCAGGGUCACAUUCAAUUGCUGAUACCGUGUCUCUGUGUCAAAAGGUCACAGACACUCUUCGCUCAGCAAAAUUCAAUCUUAGAAAGUGGCAAUCCAAUAGUGAACAAGUUUUGAAGCAAAUCAAUAAUGAACCUUCUCUUAAUCAUACGGUUAACUUAAGCGAAAAAGAAUUGUCAAAGACACUUGGCAUUAACUGGCAUUGUACUCAAGAUACUUUAACUUUUCAAAUAAACAUUACAGUUCCUUCCGUAGUCACCAAACGCACUAUAUUAUCAGCCAUAGCACAGGUAUUUGACCCUAUUGGUUUAGUUACACCUUGCAUUGUAGAAGCUAAAAUUUUAAUGCAAAGGUUGUGGGUGGACAAAAUUGAUUGGGAUCAGCCUCUUACAGGCAGCUUACUUGCAUCAUGGAACAAUUUUGCGAAAUCACUUCCUAACCUAAAUAAUGUAAAGAUACCAAGAUGGAUAUCAUGUGAAUCAUCUGCUUCAAUUGAGUUCCACACUUUUACUGAUGCGUCAGAAAAAGCAUAUGGAGCGUGCCUUUAUGUCCGCUCCGUGGCCGGGGAUGGCUCUGUGUGUGUGCGUCUUCUGGCCUCUAAAAGCAAAAUCGCACCCAUCAAGGCCACGACCAUCCCUCGCCUUGAACUUUGUGCAGCAUUGUUGGGAGCAAGACUGUGUACGAAGGUCCUGGAGUCACUGACUAUGAAACCAGAACGUUGCAUAUUUUGGUGCGACUCCAUGAUUGUCCUUGGUUGGUUAAAAUCAUCUCCGGCUCUUCUAAGGCCAUUCGUAAAAAACCGUAUCUCCGAGAUACAAGAUAGCUUUCAACCGGAAUGUUGGCGUUACGUUCCUUCUAAGGAAAAUUCAGCUGAUCUCGUGUCUCGGGGUCUUGAUGCGGAUCUUAUACAAACCGCGUCUUUAUGGUGGUCAGGGCCGCCUUUUUUAGCGUCAGAUCCUUCACAUUGGCCGACUGCACCUGGUUCUGAAGGUGAAACCACAUUACCAGAGAUUAUAACUCAUAAAUCAUUCGUCAUUACUUCAUCAAAUUCAGAUGACACCAAUGCCAUUCAAACCUUGAUAAAUAAUCGCUCAGAUUAUGCAAAGAUACAGCGGGUAAUUGCCUACAUAAAUAGAUUCACGUACAACUGUCGAAAUGCUAGUAAUAAAAAACAUGGUUACCUUAGUGCAUCUGAAUUAUCUGCUGCAUCUACUCUGAUCCUUCGCAUGUCUCAGCAAACUGCCUUUCCUGAAGAUUAUGAAUUGCUGAAAUUUGGAAAGGAGUUAUCAAAACAAAGUCGACUUAAAUCUUUGUCCCCAUUUUACGACUCUGGCCUUAUCAGAGUUGGCGGUCGACUUAGUAAUUCAUUUUACGAUUACGGUGUUAAGCACCCUAUAAUUGUUUGUUGUAAGCAACCUAUAAUAAGGCUCUUAGUUAGGAUGUUGCAUCUCCGCGCCCUCCAUGCAGGUCCUCAGUUACUUAUGUCAAUCUUACGUCAAACCUACUGGCCUCUUGGGGGUCUUAACUUAGUAAAGCAUACUGUUCGACAAUGUAUCCGCUGCAUUAGGCUUAAAGCAGAAACAAUUCAACCUGUAAUGGGAAACUUACCAAAGGAGCGGUUACAUCUUGAAUUUCCAUUUAUCGAAACAGGCACUGAUUACGCAGGACCCAUUUUGAUAGCCGAUCGCAAGGGUAGAGGCUGCAAGCUCGUGAAAGCUUAUAUUUGUAUUUUCGUUUGCUUAGCGACACGGGCACUUCAUUUGGAGCUUGUCUCUGACCUUACUAAAGAAGCUUUUAUUGCAGCGCUCGAUCGGUUUAUAGCUCGUCGAGGGAAGCCGAGAACCAUAUUCUCGGACAAUGGUACUACCUUUGUUGGCGCUGCCAACGAGCUCGCUAACGUGCUGAAUCAAGAUUUAGCUAAGGAUAGGGCCACUGAAGGUAUUAACUUCUCUUUUAUUCCCGCGUACACUCCUCAUUUUGGCGGCUUAUGGGAGUCCGCUGUAAAGUCGGUCAAGCAUCAUUUACGUAGAGUGUUGGGCCUUACGCAUCUAACCUUUGAAGAGGUUUCAACAUGCCUCAGUCAGGUCGAAGCAAUUUUAAAUUCACGACCUCUUACCCCCCUUUCCGACGACCCCUCUGACCUAACACCCCUUACUCCGUCUCACUUCCUUAUUGGGAGAUCUCUCACGUCUGUGCCACAUCGUCAAGUCUCCAGCCAGAACAUCUCAAGUCUCCAAAGGUUCCAUCGCAUAGAAGUUCUCAAACAGCACUUUUGGAAUCGUUUCUCAAACGAAUAUAUCUUCAACCUUCAGCAGAGAACGAAAUGGCGCCAUUCAAGAGGAAAGCUUGAAGUUGGAACCAUGGUGGUAGUGAAGGAGAACAACCAACCGCCUCUCAUGUGGUUGAUGGGCCGUAUCGUCAACGUGCUACCUGGGAAAGAUGGAGUCGCCAGAGUAGCAGACAUCAAGACAAAGAAGGGAAUCAUACGUCGAGCCUUUAAUACAAUAUGCCCUCUUCCGAUCUACAGUCUUGAAGACAAUGGGUCUUCAACGCCGGGAGUAUAUGGUGCUGAUAGCACCAGCGCAUCUUCAUGA
This is a messenger RNA of Cydia amplana, 3582 nucleotides long. RefSeq lists its product as uncharacterized. Bases 1 to 3582 code for a protein of 1193 amino acids. Lineage: Eukaryota; Metazoa; Arthropoda; Insecta; Lepidoptera; Tortricidae. Gene Ontology annotation, biological process: DNA integration. The record is from RefSeq and is a predicted model, not a curated record. The transcript has 3 exons. Gene Ontology annotation, molecular function: nucleic acid binding.